Molecule: messenger RNA, 1587 nt
Organism: Colletotrichum paranaense
Lineage: Eukaryota; Fungi; Ascomycota; Sordariomycetes; Glomerellales; Glomerellaceae
Exons: 5
Coding region: 1-1587 (528 amino acids)
Molecular function (GO): oxidoreductase activity, acting on paired donors, with incorporation or reduction of molecular oxygen; iron ion binding; monooxygenase activity
Source: RefSeq, a predicted model, not a curated record
AUGGAUUCUCUGCCUUCGUCUACUAACGGGACAUCGUCCUCGUGGGAGUCCGUCUUCACGAAUGCUCAAUCCCAUAAGGCGAGCAUCGUGUUGCUCACUCCUACUAUCGGCAUCGUUCUCUGGUUCUUCGCCUCCUGGCAGACUUCUUCACUGAAAAGAUACCCUGGUCCUUUUCUAGCAGGAUGGACCAACCUAUGGCGUCUUUGGCAAGUCAUCUCAGCCGACUAUGCCCCUCGAAUGAAGAAGCUCCAUGAGAAGUACGGGCCCGUAGUACGACUGGGCCCGAAUCUCCUAGACAUUGACAUACCAGAGUUGGUCAAGGUCAUCUACAGCACCGACGGAAAAUGGACAAAGUCAAACUUUUACCAGAACAGCAGUUCCAUAAUCAAUGGCAAAAUCACAUAUCACAUGUUCAGCGAAGUCGACAAUGUCGAGCACGCCAGAUUGAAGAGGCCGGUGGUCCGACACUACUCCGUUCCCAGCGUGCUCGCAAUGGAGCCACACAUGGAUCAGGUCAUUGACGAGUUUUGCGAUCAUCUUCAAAGCCGAUUCGUCGACACUGGCAAGACUUGCGACUUUGGUGACUGGUUAGCAUACUAUGCAUGGGACUUCCUCGGCUACGUCACAUUCAGCAAGAAGUUUGGCUACAUGGACGCAGGCCGCGACUUUGACGGCACUCUAGCCAUCGGAGACCAGUCGAUCGACUACCUGGGCCUCUGCGGUCAGAUGCCGUGGAUGGACUACUGGCUCGACAAGAACCCGGUCUAUCCUCUCGGCCCACCAAAUAUCUCCAACGUGACCAGAAUCGCUGUUGAGAACAUGACUGAGCGCCUCAAAGGCGAAGAUACAAACUUUACGCCGGAGAAGCCGGACUUCCUGCAGUAUUUCAUCGAUUCCAAGGGAACGCAUCCUGAGAUUGUCAAUGAGGGUACAAUCAUUGGGUAUCUCCUGUUGAACUUAAUCGCCGGCGCUGACACAACAGCCAUCACCAUGCGCGCCCUAUUCUACUACUGCCUCAAGAACCCCCGCAUCUGGAAGCGCCUCGAAGCCGAAGUCGUAGCCAACAUCCCCAGUGACAAGCCGGCAUCCCACUCCGCCGCCCGCGCCCUCCCCUACCUCGAAGCAGUCUGCCGUGAAACGACCCGCUACCACCCAGCCGUAUCCAUGACGAUGGAGCGCAUCGUCCCCGAGGGCGGCCUUGCGCUCCCCGACGGCUCCGUCGUGCCCGGCGGCUCCCUCGUCGGCAUGAACCCGUACAUUGUGGGCCGCAACAAGAGUGUCUACGGCGAGGACGCCGACGAGUUCCGCCCCGAGCGCUGGCUGCGGCAGGAGGCUGAGGGCGAGGAGGCGUAUAAGCUGCGGAUGAGGCAGUGGAACGCGGCGGAUAUUACGUUUGGCGGGGGGUCGCGUAUUUGUCUUGGAAGGAAUUUGAGUCAGAUGGAGGUGUACAAGGUUGUUCCGUCGCUGAUUUCGAGAUUCGAGAUUGAGCUCGUGGAUCCGAAUGAGAAGUGGUGGACUAGCUCGCGGUGGUUUUACCGGACAAAGGGAGUUGUCUGUCACUUGAAGCGCAGAACCGCAAAGGUGUAG